Molecule: messenger RNA, 9401 nt
Organism: Bursaphelenchus xylophilus (pine wood nematode)
Lineage: Eukaryota; Metazoa; Nematoda; Chromadorea; Rhabditida; Aphelenchoididae
Source: the annotation of a GenBank genome assembly
AUGCCGCGCAACACAACCCUACCGUACACCUUCGACAAUACCGCCGGCGCGAUCCCACUCGCCAUUGAGAAGUUGUACAACGAGAGUGUGCUGCCGAGGAGCUUGAAUUUUACGUAGGUUUUUGGAGGGGUAUUGGGGUAGAGUGCUGAUAAGUUUAGAUUGCAGUUUGGCAAUGUUGAUGAGGGUAGAUUGACAAGUAUUAUACCCCAUUUUAAAGCUUGUAGAGAGUAGUAUUAGAUAUCAUUUGACUUUCCGCCCAAGCCAUCUUCGUUUUUGAGAAAUAGUCAUCAAAAAUGAGGGGCAUUGGGGUGAAAUUGUCACAUCUAUCCACCCUGUUUUCCAGAAUCAUUUGGCGAUAUGAAGAAUGCACAGAAUCGACUGCCGCUGGCUACACUUAUCAAAUGAUAACCGAAAACCACAUCGACGCACUAAUUGCAUCGCCCUGUCAAGAUGGGGCCACAGUUUCGGGCCAUCUUUGUACUUUCUACAAUAUCCCGGUGCUCAUGUGGGGAGGAACUUUGCUUUCGGAUUUUGCGGAUCCUUUGCUUUUUCCGACCACUAUCAAUGUAAUGCCAACUUAUACGGAGUGAGUUGAACGGUUUGUGGUCAAAAAAAUUUGGUUGUUUAGUAUGGUAAAAAUACAAAAUUUUUAGUUUUUCCCGAGUGGUUUGCGAUGUGAUGAGCGAGUUCGAAUGGACCCAUUUCGCGUUUAUUAUUCAAAGCGAUGACGAUGGAGGUUGCCAGUCGUUUCAACGGGAUUUGGAGGUAAAUAAAACAAAGAAAGUACUUCUAUGGGGUAUGGAGUUACAGCUCGAGACAUAAAUAAAAAAAUCGCAAAAUUUUUCUGAUUCAGAAUAUUUAUAUGUUAGCUGCCUAGUUUUGGUCUGUAAGGGUGAAAAAACCCUCAGAACUUUUCUCGGAACACCACGCAAAUGCCCCCUUUUUAAAUUGGACCUACUAGGUCCAAUUUUAAGGUGUAGUCUUAAUCAAGUUUGAUAUUGUAAGGCUUGUCAAGAUACCAGGGUUUACUUUAGCUCAAAACAAAGCUUUUGAUUUGUCAAAAACUUGGUCAAAAAGGCGUUUGCGUGGUGUUGCGAGAUAAGUUGUGAGGAUUUUUUCACCCUUACAAAUCAAAAUUAGGCAGCUAACUUUUACAAAUUCUGAAUCAGAAAAAUUUUGCGAUUUGUUUGAUGUAUGUCUCGACCUGUAACUCCAUGCCACAUAGAAGUACUUUCCUUGUAAAAUUAAUUUUUUAAUUGUUCUUAAGUUGAUUUGAAUCCUUUUAAAAUACGAGUUAUUUUCACUAUUUAGCAAGUAACCUCAAGCCGAACGGACUGCGUUGUCAGUUUCAAGGAUCGAGUGGACACUUGGAAGGACGAGGAUAUCAAUUACACGAUUACUAAUAUCCAGCAGAGAGCUAGAAGUAAGCCGAUGGAUAUCACAUUUUUUCAAGGGUAGUGAUGAGUUUUAUUUGAUUAAUUUCAGUUGUCCUUCUCUGUUUUGACGAUGUCGACCAAAAACGAGAAUUUGCCCUCAGACUAAAUGACUACGGCCUGAAUACUCCGGAUUAUUUGUACAUUAUGCCGGAUACGGAUAUGAGUUUAGCCGGUAAGAAAACAUCUCUAUUAAAGGCUUGAAGAAAGUCAUUUUUUGGGAGAAGAGUUCUUCAUCAACUUGGGAAAAAUUUAGUUUAGACUUUCAUCACAAUUUAACAUAUCUUUUGCCGCGCAGAAUUGACAAAGAUACGGCGAAAAAAUAUUUUCUCAACUUUUACAUGCGUGAUGUGUCUAGGUCGCUUAUUAUUGGUGAAAAUCCCAGCUCUAUCAUCUCAGAAGAAGCCGAGAUAUGCAACGAUCUGCUAAGCAUAUCUAGAUUGCAGUGAGGACCUGAUCCAGUGGCAAAAAACAUACCAUUUUGCAUCCAGGAAGUAUCAAAAAAUGUAACAAAAUAUCUCCCUCUCCAAGUGAAAAAAUUCCGAUUUCAAAAGCGCCCGAUCUUUUUGUGAGGGAGAGCCCUUCAAACCGAAAUUUUUUCACUUGGAGAGGGAAGCAUUUUGCUACAUUUUUUGAUACUUCCCGGAUGCAAAAUGGUACGUUUUUUUGCCGCUGGAUCAGGUCCGUCACUGUAAUUUCGAUGUGUUCAAUGGUCAUCAAAGAUCGUUGAAUAUCUCGGCUUAUUCUGAGAUGAUAGAGCUGGGAUUUUCGACCAAUAAUGAGCGACCUAGACAUAUCACGCAUGUAAAAGUUGAGAGAAAUCUGAGCUCUCUUUUUUGAGAAAUCUCCAUAUAGAAAAUUUUGAAUGAAAGAGUUUUUUCUGUCAAAAAGAUGGUGUUUUAUAAACAUUUUCUAUUCGGUUUUGGUAUAAAAAUUUCUCUAAUCACGUUAUUCUACUCACCCCUUACUGAUUUGUACUAAAUACCAGCAGCAGAUGCGAACUACAAACCCUUCUGGUACGACCGCAACACCCCCGCCGACGGCCGGGACGAGGACGCGAAAAGAAUCGGGAAACUGUCGUUUCAGGUGAGUCUUCAGGUACGUUGAAGCUACGCCCUCGCCACUCUGUUUGCAGCUUCACGCUGACUCCGAAAGCGACGUUUCCGCCGCCAUGACGCAACAAUUCAUGCAACAAGUGGUCCCGCGAAUCAAGUCGUGGCCCUUUUAUUGCGAGGAAUGCGAGCAAGAUCAGAACGCCUCGGCGUUUGCGCCAUUCCUCCUUGAUCUGAUCCAGCUGUAUGGCCUGGCGCUAAACAAGACGUUGGCCGAGGAUCCGAGUCAAUACAGGAAUGGGACGAGGAUCUCGGAUAAUAGUUAUGCCGACUUUUCGGGUGAGUGGAAAAGUUUUAAAACAGAGUAUAGGGCAGUUGAAGAAAUAGUUGAAUUAGGCAGUGAAAGGUGCCAAAAGUUCACCAUGAAAUUUUUGCAAAACUUGCAGCGUUUUCGCAAUUUCCUUCUUUAUUUUCAAUAAUAAUAUUAAUCUUAUCGAAAACCCCGAAAAAAUUCCGACAAUUCUCGGUGAUUUUCAACCGAAAAACUUCAAAAUUUCUCGUUCAUUUUCAACUGAAAAACACUGGUUUUUGUGGCAAAAAUGCCCCUACUUCAGAAGGUCGUAGCGACCUCAGUUUGCACUUUAAAAUUUUGCUAUUUCAUGGACAAAAAUUAGUGUCGCUUAAAAAUAGAUAUUCCAAAAACGAAGUCUCUGCGCCGCCUCCGCCGAACGCUAUAGCCUCCGACUUUCCUUCACGUUUUUUGUACGACCCUUUAUGAUAGAAAUUUUGCACUGACAACUCCCUGGUACUGAUAAUUGCAUGAAUCUAAUGAAUUCAACCGCCUCUUCCAAUUUUAUGGGAGUUUGCUUUUAAAAAAUGGUUUCUAAACCUUUAAAAAUGCCUGAUUAACCUUUUGGCAACUGUUCAAGCCACUUAUACGCCUGGAAACUCAAUUCGCAACAUUUAACUGCCAAAUCAAUCGUUAGAAUUUCGUGUUGUAAACAAAUCUUGGCUGGUUUUCAAAGAUUCCAGCAGAAUAUCCAAGGUUCUUCUAGCUGCCCGGAAUGUGGUUUUUCGCCGUUGUUUUGGCCAUAUUACUGAUCAUAAAAAGUUUUUUUUGACUUCUGUUUUUUAGGGUUUACUGGGAAAGUUGUUGUUGGCGAUGACGGAGUCCGAGACUCUGUAUAUGUUCUCUCGGAAUACGCGGAGGAUGAGAGGAUGACUGAGCAUGCAACUUUUGCCAUUGAAGGUAACUUUCUUCCGUCUUAAAAUGCCGGCUAAAAUCAGAAAAUUAGAAAACGAUUUAUUUGUAUUUACAGGUCUGAAUGUCAAGAUAAAUGUGACGGAUCGCUCCAAAAUUUGGGCCUCUCGAAAUGGCGUAGCGCCAUUGUCAACCCCAACCUGCGGCUUCGACGGCAACGGAUGCCCGAAGCCGGUCUGGGAGGCGUACAUAGGCUGGUUUAUUGCGGCAAUUUGUGUGGCUGUGAUUUUGAUCUUAUCGCUUUUUGGGACUUCAUUCUAUUUUGUGCAGUAAGCGAAUUUUUGGGGGAAAUUUAUUAAAAUUUGAACUUCAGCUCGAAAAGUGAGGAAAAACGAAGAUUGAAUGAGAUGUGGCAGAUUCCCCAUCGACUACUGGAGAAGUAUAAUAGAGUAAGUUUUUCUGCUUUGUGGUGCAUGUGAAAGAGGUGAAUGGACCUUUGUAAAACGAGUGCUCGAGAGGAAUGAGUCAUUAGUAUUGAAGUACUGGGCGCGCAGAUCCGAAGACUUGUUUUUGCUGACAAUGAGAGGUUUUGUUUCCUAGCGGUCAUGCUUGGCCUAGAAUCGCUCUUAGAUCUGUAAGACCAACACCAAGCAACCUGAGCCUAGAUUUGAGUUCAUUAAAUGAUCAGUCUGGGAUGCCUCUUCAAUACAGUGGCUAGCCUAACUUUGAUAGUAAAAAGGAUCGUCAAGGUGGAAAUGGGACUUGAGGGAGUAAAUAAUCAGUCUGGGAUGUAUCUUCAAUACAGUGACGGACCUGAUCCAGUGGCAAAAAAUGUAUCAUUUUGCAUCCGGGAAGUAUCAAAAAUGUAGCAAAAUACGUCCCUCUCCAGUUGAAAAAGACUCCGCUUUGAAGGUCGCGCCAUUUCCCUCACAAAAAGAGCAGGCGCGCUUUUGAAAUCGGAGUUUUUUUCACUUGAAGAGGGAGGUGGCUUUGCUACAUUUUGUGAUACUUCUUGGAUGCAAAAUGAUACGUCUUUUGUCACUGGAUCAGGUCCACUGUAUUGAAGAAGCAUCCCAGACUGAUUAUUUAGUCCCUCAAGUCCCAAUUCCGCUUUGACGAUCCUUUUUAAUCUCAAAUUUAGGCUAGUUAUUCUCGACAGUAGGGUGUCGUAUUAAUGUAUACUAAAUUGUUUCUAUCCUUGUCUAUUAUUCCCACUUAUUCCCACUAAAAUUUCAGCGCAACCAAUCACAAUCCCUCAGCAGUCGAUCUUUGCAAUCAGGCCCUUCAACGACUUCCAAGUUCACAUUUGACAGUGUAAAAAGCUCGAAACACUAUCAGCUGUACAUUUUUCAAAAUGAAUUCGUCACUGGUCGAAAACAUCGGGUCCGAAAAACAUUGGUUGAGUCGGAAAUGACGGAGCUCAGAAUGGUUAGUCAGAAAAAUUCAGAAAUAUUAAAUUUUGCGCAUUUUAACGCUUCAAAAAAUGAUGAAAACUUGCAGAUGCGUCAAUUGGAUCACGAAAAUCUGAAUAAAUUUUUGGGCUUGAGUAUUGACGGGCCGGAUUAUUUGUCGAUCUGGAAAUACUGUGGCCGUGGGAGCAUCAAAGACGUCAUCGAAAAAGGCACGGUCAACAUGGAUGCCUUCAUUGUUUAUUCGUUGAUAAGGGAUCUUUCGGAGGUAAGAUAUCUAUAGAGACUGAAGUUACCAUCCUCCCAAGUCUGUAGACAUUAUUUUUUUCAUUUUUAUUGUUUUAGGGCCUUCAUUUCGUCCAUAAUAGCGCACUUCAUGUUCAUGGUCGCCUAACGUCUUCGACUUGCUUGGUGGAUGACCGUUGGCAGGUCAAGAUAUCGUAUUAUGGGUUGGCAUUUUUGCGAAUGGAUGGCGAACGAGAUGCUAAAGGUAAAAAUUUGCAUAUUCAAAAAUUUACAUAAAUUUGCAUAAUAAAAAAAAAUUUUUAUCAGAAAAUCGUUAUGAAAAAAAAAUUUUGUUAAAGAAUCGCUGUCAUAGAGGUUCAUAGGCAUUGGAUUUUGAGGAAUAUUUGAAAAAUUUCAGAAAUUUGCGUAAUCCAAAAAAUUUGCAUAAUCCAGAAAAUUUGCGUAUGCCUUGAAGACUUAGCUAUCAAUUUUGUCUUGGUAUGAGUUCGAAGACCUCAGAAACAGUUUUUUUUCAAAAAUUUGCAAAAUAAAAAAAUUUGCAUAUUCAAAAAGGCGCUAAAUUUGCAGGAUUUAAAAAAAAGUUUUGUCAGAGAAUCGUUAUAAAAAUUUUUGUGUCAAAGAAUCACUGUCAUAAAGGCUUACAGACAGUGGAUUUUGAGUUUUGAGGAAUAUUUUCUAAAUUUCAAAAAUUUGCAUAUCCAAAAUUUUUUUGCCAUGCCAUCGAUUUUGACUUGGUAUUAGUUUUGUAAACCUCUGAAACAGUUUUUUUUUUCAAAAUUUGCGUAUCUCAAAAACAUUGCAUCAUUUUUUUCUUUUAUGUCCAGACCUCCUCUGGACCGCGCCAGAAGUCCUCCGAGACGGUGAAUCUGCAAUCUCAACGGCCGCCGAUGUCUAUGCCUUUGGGAUCAUCUGUUCGGAGCUUGUGAACAUGAAACUUGCCUAUGAAUUGAAUGAUGUGAAAGGUGGUGCUGAGGAGAUAAUUUAUCUCGUCAAAAAGGGUGGAUCCCGAAGUAUACGGCCAGAAAUUGAGCCUGCAAUCCCGGAUGUUAAUCAGGGAAUUGUAAGACGCUUUUUUUAUUUUUUUGUUUAAAAAAUGAUUUUUGGGCAAUUUUUUCAGAUCCACCUAAUGAAAGAUUGUUGGACGGAAUCGGCGGCGCAACGGCCAAAAAUCGAACUUAUCCGGUCAAUGCUGAGAUCCAUGUCGGGCGGACGGAACGCCAAUCUCAUGGACCAUGUUUUCGGAAUCCUCGAACAACACGCCCUAAAUCUGGAGGAGGAGGUCGCGGACCGGACCAAAGAAUUGGUCGAGGAGAAAAAACGCUCCGACUUGCUGUUGCACCGUAUGCUGCCAAAGUGAGUGAUGAUUGGCCGAAAGGAGGGAGGCUAGAAUUGAGAAAGAUGGGGGAUUGGGGACUAAUCCCCACUGGAAUUAGUUUUUAAUUACGGUGCGGCGUAAGAGCCAUGGAUUAUUGCGGCAAUGAGAAAUUGAUGAUGAGGGUACGGUGGGAGUGGGAGGUGCUGAAAAUGAGUGGCUAGUACAGUGAAAUCUCGUUGUAGAGGGUACGAGGACACUCUACAACGAAACUUGUCUAUAAUUUGAAGAAAAAUUUUUGAGGCCAAUGAGUGAAUUUUAGGCAAAAAUAAGCCUCCGUAUAACAAAAUCCUUCUACUUUUUGACAAUUUCGCGUAUAGCGAAGACUUUUUUGCUCCAGUCACAUUGUUCUGGCAAAUUUUGGAGCAAAUUUAGGCAUCGUACAGUGGCGGCCCUGAUCCAGUGGCAAAAGACGUACCAUUUUUCAUACGGGAAGUGUCAAAAAAAUGUGGCAAAAUACCUCCCUCUCCAAGUGAAAAAGCUCCGAUUUCAAAAGCGCCCGCUCUUUUUAUGAGGGAGAGCCCUUCAAAACGAAGUUUUUUCACUUGAAGAGGGAAGCAUUUUGCCACAUUUUUUGAUAUUUCCCGGAUGCAAAAUGAUACGUUUUUUGCCACUGGAUCAGGUUCGUCACUGUAAUUUCGAUGUGCUCAGUGGUCGUCAAAGAUCGUUGAAUAUAUCUCUCGGCUUGUUCUGUGAUGAUAGAACUAGGAUUGUCGACCAAUAAUACGCGACCGCACCAAAAUCUCCAAGUGAAAAAACUCCGUUUUGAAGGUUCCCUCACAAAAAGAGCGAGCGACCUUUUGAAAUCGGAGUUUUUUCACUUCGAGAGGGAGGUAUUUUGCCACAUUUUUUGAUACUUCCCAGAUUGCAGAAUGGUACUUUUUUGACGCUGGAUCAGGUCCGCUACUAUAACAAUCUCAGUGAUUUCUGCAAAGCGCAAGAUAAAAAUCUAGAUUUUUUUUACAAGGUACUUUUAUGGGGGUUAGUUAUUGUAAAAAGCAAUUUUCCAGACAAGUUGCCGAAAAACUAAAACUUGGUCAAUCCGUUGAGCCAGAAGCUUUCGACACGGUGACAAUCUUCUUUUCGGAUGUGGUAUCUUUCACUACAAUUGCUUCAAAAUGCACUCCUCUACAAGUCAUCAAUUUGCUCAAUGAGCUUUAUACAUUACUUGAUGGAAUCAUCGCUGAAUACGAUGUGUACAAAGUUGAGACAAUCGGUGAGAAUAUUGAAAAAAUAGUCAUCAAAAAAGAAGCUGGAUUUUAUAUGUUACACUAGGAUAAGGGCUUGUAAAAAUAUGAAAUAAUUGCGCUUUCAGGAGACGGCUACCUUUGUGUGUCUGGUCUCCCCAAAAGAAACGGAAAUGAACAUGCCAGAUUCAUCGCGAACAUGUCGAUCCACUUCAUGCGUUCGAUCAAAACUUUCACUAUCCCGAACUUGCCUGGAGAGCAAAUGAAGCUCAGAAUCGGACUUCAUGUUGGCCCUGUGGUCGCUGGAGUGGUGGGACUGGCAAUGCCAAGGUAUUGUUUGUUCGGCGACUCGGUGAAUACGGCGUCCAGAAUGGAGAGCAAUGGAAAACGUAAGGAAGUAGUAAAGCCGGGAGGUGUCCCAAGUGUGACACUCAGAUUUGAAUAAAACUUGGCAUUAAUUUUAAUAUUUUUUUUACAGAACAUUAGCAAGUUCCGAGCUUGUGUUUUGUAUACAAGAAAACCGGGAUUUUAGUCCCAAAAGUUGGCAAAAAUUCGGCAAUUUUUUCUGAGUUUGUGUUUGGAAAAUUUCAGUCUUAAUUUUACCAAAGAAGGCAAUGUUUCCUUCAAAAAAAGUCGUGUUUUUCUACGGCAAAUUGGCAGAUACAGUGGGGGAUUUUUUUGCCCUGAUCCAGCGAUAAAAAACAUACCAUUUUGCAUCCGGGAAGCAUAAAAAGUGUGGCAAAAUACUUCCCUUUCCAAGUGAAAGAAAUUCGCUUUGAAGGGCUCUGCCUUAUAAAAAAGCGAGCGCGCUUUUGAAACCGGAGUUUUUUCACUUGGAGAGGGAAGCGUUUUGCCACAUUUUUGAUACUCCCCGGAUGCAAAAUGAUACGUUUUUUGCCGCUGGAUCAGGUCCGUCACUGUGUAUGCCAAUUUGCCGCAGAAAAACACGACUUUUUUGAAGGAAAUAUUGUCUUCUUCGGUAGAAUUAAGACUGAAAUUUUCCAAGCUUAAACGCUGAAAAAAUUGCCGAAUUUUUGUCAACAAAAAGGGCUUUUUUGUAUUCCACUAUCCUCGUUUAGCGUUCAUUCUCGUCGAUAAAGGCCGUUCGAUUCGCCUGUUUCUUCGACUUAAUGCGAUUUAAAACUUUCGGGAAUUGACGUGUAAUUUAGGAACAAAAUUUGCGCAGAAUUCGAAGAAAAUAUGAAUUUUUUCACUUGCCAUACCUUGUAUAAACUCUUGCCAGUUGUGGUAUAAAAAAUACGUAAUCUGUUCCACAAACGCUUUGUUUUCAGCCAAUCGAAUCCACAUCUCCGCCGAUUGCAAUCACUUUCUUCUGAACGUAGUGGGUGGGUAUGUCACCGAAAGUCGCGGCGAGGUUUUGAUCAAAGGAAAAGGCGUAAUGGAGACAUUUUGGCUCCUCGGAACCGCGGAGGAACAACGCAACAACGCCAUGUAUUCGCAGUAUUCGAAGGAGGAUGGAGAUGUCGAUAAUGAUGACUAA